Macroventuria anomochaeta is the source of this 2286-nucleotide messenger RNA. RefSeq names its product kinase-like protein. The transcript is spliced from 2 exons. The record is from RefSeq and is a predicted model, not a curated record. Gene Ontology annotation, biological process: protein phosphorylation. Bases 1 to 2286 code for a protein of 761 amino acids. Gene Ontology annotation, molecular function: protein serine/threonine kinase activity; ATP binding. Lineage: Eukaryota; Fungi; Ascomycota; Dothideomycetes; Pleosporales; Didymellaceae.
AUGCCGGCCCACAACGCCCUACUAACGCCGCACAGAGCAGCGACCCACGAUGACGACGGUCACGAUCAGAUCGGCUCCACCAGCUCGACUCCACCUGGUGCCUCAACACCGCGUCCGGAUCCCACUGAUAAACGACUGCCGGGUAUUCUGCACAGCUACUUUGGCCAGGUUCGUGAUUCCUUUUUGCCCCAGAGCAAAUCCUCGUUGUCAAAAAGUUACAACCCCGCACCUGCUCCUUCAGACGCCGCUUCAAUGGAACCCAAAGAGAAGGAAAACACAGAAAAGGUCACCCCUCGUCAGACUAUGCUGCCUAGUCCUGCUCCCAGUGCCUCUUCUCGAACCCCCUCAGCUUCGCAGUUGAAUGGUGAAACAGAGAAGCUAACGGAAGGCGACUUUUCGUCGCCGCAGAAUCAGGCUACCCCUCCUCAGACUCCUCGCACACGCUCACAAGAAGGCAAGCCACCAACAUCGAGCUUGUCUCGCACCUCGCUUGCGUCGAAUCACUCGAGAGAAUCGAAAACAUCAAACAAGUCGGAUAAGGAAGCAUCGGUCGUAGGAGCACCCAAGGGCAAGCUUGCAGUCACCAUUACAGAAGGUCGGGACCUGCGGGCAAGUACCGACCCCUACUGCGUUAUCCAGUUCCAAUGGGCCGAGUACAUCUCAGAUGGGCCAAAGCAUGAUGACACCAAGGGCCGCCGUGGCCCUAUGCAGAUGAGGAGGACCGAAAGCGAGAUGCAGAGGCCCAUGGCCAUCCCCAUGAAGAGCCGUCAGAGCAGCAACAGUGGUCACAGCUCGGAUGCUAGGGAUGACACAUUCGAGGAGACGACCAACCCCACUUGGGAGCAUGAGGCCGAAUUUGACGUUGUCGGUGACCACGCUGAGGUCGACAUCUCAGUUUACGACCGAGCGAAUGGCGAGGCUUUCCUUGGUCACGUUCGAUUCUGCCCCAACCUGAUCGAGUACGACCAGCCGUAUGAUGGAUGGUUUGCCCUUGAACCUCGUGAGGGCGAGAGCGCCAAGGUGACUGGUGAGAUUCACCUCAAGCUUGACUUCCACAGGAUCGAGAAGAAGUCUUACGGUCCCGAAGAUUUCGAGAUCCUGAAGCUUAUCGGCAAGGGCACAUUCGGCCAGGUCUUCCAGGUUCGCAAGCGUGACACCAAGCGAAUUUACGCUAUGAAGGUUCUGUCGAAGAAGGUCAUUGUUCAGAAGAAGGAGGUCGCACACACAUUGGGCGAACGCAACAUUCUCGUCAGGACUGCUAUGGCGGACUCCUCCUUCAUCGUCGGCCUGAAGUUCUCUUUCCAGACACCGUCGGAUCUCUACCUGGUUACUGAUUACAUGUCUGGAGGUGAAUUGUUCUGGCAUCUCCAGCGUGAGGGUCGUUUCCAGGAAGCUCGCGCGAAGUUCUAUAUUGCGGAGUUGAUUUUGGCUUUGCAGCAUCUCCACGAUCACAACAUCGUCUACCGCGAUCUAAAGCCAGAGAACAUCCUGCUUGACGCCAAUGGCCACAUCGCACUUUGCGACUUCGGUCUUUCCAAGGCUAACCUUACCGAGAACGCGACUACCAAUACAUUCUGUGGCACAACUGAGUAUUUGGCACCCGAGGUACUUUUGGACGAGCAUGGCUACACGAAGAUGGUUGACUUCUGGUCUCUCGGUGUGCUAGUGUUCGAGAUGUGCUGCGGCUGGAGUCCUUUCUAUGCGGAAGAUACCCAGCAGAUGUACAAGAACAUUGCUUUCGGAAAGGUCAGGUUCCCCAGAGACGCUUUGAGCACCGAGGGCCGAAACUUUGUCAAGGGUCUCUUGAACAGGAACCCGAAGCACAGGCUUGGCGCCACCCGGGACGCCCAGGAGUUGAAGGAGCACCCAUUCUUUGCCGACAUCGACUGGGAUGCUUUGUCGAAGAAGAACGUCGUGCCACCCUUCAAGCCUAAGCUCAAGGGAGAAUUGGACGUCUCCAACUUCGAUCCAGAGUUCACGAACGCUCUUAAUGGCAACGGCUCGUUGAACGCUCGCGCUGCUGCGCUGGCAUCUGGUAUCAACCCUGCCUCGACUCCGCUCUCACCAACCAUGCAGGCCAAUUUUGCUGGUUUCACUUUUACCGGCGAAAGCACCAUGGAGCAGCAAUUCGGCAGCAGGACCCACAAUGACCAUGACCGAAUGGAAGAGGAUGACAAGGACGACUUGAACUGGGACAAGCCAGCGGGACGCGGAGACAGGAUGUCCGGCGUCAUUCCCAGCAACAACGAGCACGACAUCUUCAACCAUGGCCAGAUGGACGUCUAG